AGUGUAUCAGCACCUUUUAGUUCCUCACCGUGUAGAAGGAAUGAACCCACGAUGGCACAGACCAGUGCUUUGGCUGAGGGCGUGAGAGGACACGAGCUCGUCACCAGACCAGACGUUCUAACAGGAACCAAAAGUGAAACGUGCGGACGCGCAUUAGUGCAGCCUCGUCUUCUUCACUGGCUUCAGGUGAUGGGACGGUCCACUGGAGCCCGGGUCAGAACCUCGGCGCUGCUCGUCUGCCUGCUGCUCAUGGGCCUCAGUGCAGCCCAGUCCAAGCUGCUGGUUCCGUCCCGGCCGGUGGUGGUGCCGCCCGGCAGCGACGUCACUCUGCCUUGUGGCCUGGACUCCGCUGUGGACGUGACGGCCGAGACGCUGGAGUGGACCCGGCCCGACCUGAGCCCCAGGUUCGUGCUCGUGUGGCGUUCAGGGCAGGAGUUCGUCAACAUUAAGAACCCGGCGUUCGCCGGGCGGACGGCGCUGUUCGCUGACGAGCUGAAGACGGGAAACCUUUCCCUGAAGCUGUCGUCCGUGGCUGUGGCUGAUGAGGGCACCUACAAAUGCUUCGUUCCUGAUAAGAGUGAAGAGGCCUUUGUGGAGCUGAUCGUCGCUGUUGCUGCGUCGCCCGUCGUCAGUUUAUCAGGACUCGACAGAGACAGAGGUGGAGUGGUGCUGGAGUGUAGGAGUGGAGGCUGGUUCCCAGAGCCUGAGCUGCUGUGGCUGGACGCUGAGGGAAAGCUCCUCUCUGCUGGACCUACAGAGACAGUCAGAGGUUCUGAUGACCUCUAUACUGUCAGCAGCAGAGUGACUGUGGACAAGAGACACAGCAGCAGAUACACAUGCAGAGUCCAGCAGACCUCCAGCAGACAGAAAACAGAGGCUCACAUACACGUUCCAGAUGAUUUCUUUAACUUUCCAUCUGCAUCCUCUGCUGCUACAGUUGGUUUAUCCAUCACUUUGGCUGUUUGCACUGUGAUUUUUCUUCUGUUGUUUUUGUUGAAGAUAAAAAACAUCAUCAACUGCCAAAGACAUUGGAGGGAUGGAAAUGAUAGGGAAAGGAAGACGCUCAUGACGAACAAGCAGAUGAGGGAGGAAGCAGAGGAGAGAGAAAAGACCCUAAGAGCACAGAUUAAUGCGAAGAAGAGAGAGGUUGAACAGCAACAAACUGAGCUGCAUCAGCUACAAGCAGAGAAGAAGAAGAAAGAAACUAAUCUGCUCAGUCUAAAGCAAAAGGAGGAGAACGUGAUCAAGGAGCUUCAAACAAUCAGAGCCGCAAAGACUCAUGUCUUUAGUAAAGUUUUUACCAAGGAUGAAUAUAAUAAUAAGAAGAGGCAAAAGAAAGCAGAACUGGAGAAACUGAAGGAAGAAGUGGAGAUUGUCGAGAACCAGCUCCAGGAUCAAAUCAAUAAGGUUUUAAUCAAACAAAAUGAAGUGAUCAGUCUACUUCAGGAUGCAAUUGAAUCGAAUGAGAUUCUGGUGGGAGGUCAAGAAAUCAACAGCACUGAGAUCAAGAAUCAGACAUAUAACCAGCUCCAGGAGCAGCAGAGAAAAGAAGAGAGAGAAGCUGAGAAGGGAGUAAAAACCCUGGAAGAGAAGCUGGAAACCAAGAACAAAGAGGUUGAACAGAAACAAACAGAGCUGCAGCAGCUACAGGAGGACAUAAAGAACAGAGAGAAGAUUGUGGAAAGUGUGAAGACAGGGCUGGAAAAGACAAAGGAGCCACAACAAACAGAAGCUCUGCUGAACGAUCUGGAGAAGAAGGAGCUGCUGUUACAGAGCACAGUCAAAGAGUUUGAAAACAAACAAACUGAACUGAGGCUACUUCAGGAAAUGAUUGAGAUCAUUAAAGGAAGCCUGCAGAUGAUGGAACGCCAACAAAGCAACAACGUGAGAAACGGGAAACAGAGAAGAGAACAACCUGCAGAUAAUGAAGAACAAGCUGCAGAACACAAACAAGCCAACAACGUUAAGACAGGAAGUGUACUGAGUCAUAGCAGCACACAACAAGCAGACGAUUUGCUGAACAUUCUAGAGAAGAAGGAGCUGGUGUUACAGAUUACAACCAAAGAGUUUGAAAACAAACAAACUGAACUGAGGCUACUUCAGGAAAUGAUAGCGAUCAUUAAAGGAAGCCUGCAGAUGAUGGAACGCCAACAAAGCAACAACGUUAAGACUAAUAAGAAACAAAAUGAAGUAAAGCAGGACGGGAAACAGAGAAGAGAACAACCUGCAGAUAAUGAAGAACAAGCUGCAGAACACAAACAAAAAGAUCUCAACAUCAUCACACGUCACCGUGAAGAUGGAGGAAACACGGUUAAUGUGACCGUCUGAGGAACCAGUGGAACAACGUUGUCAUUUUGCCUGAUCCACUGACCUGCUGUCGUCCUGGAGAUAAACGGCAGCUCAGCUACUUCUGAACCACUUCUUUGCCCUCUGUGUCUGCAUGUGUCUAUGGAGAUGGACUUACUGUAUCGGUGGCGCUUGUAGAAGACUGGACACUGGUGAGGCAGUGCUCCAGGCUCACAUCAUUUACACCGUGACCACACAUUCCUGUAAAACCACGCUGGGACCCCCUCCUUCCAGCUCAGCUCCUCCUACAACAGGACGGCCCUCUCCUCAUACUGUCCCUGUGCAGACUGCCCUGAUACUGUAAGUCAGACUGGCUGAGAGAUGAUGGAUCACUUCAUCCACACUGAUCAGACUCUCCAGGCUCAUGCCUCAUUAUGGGAUGUUCAAAUAUAGUGGAGCAGGUUAAGCUGAGAAACAGUCUGUGUGAUGUUGGACUCUGGAGGGGACGUCUUCAUCAACUGAUAGUUGAAUCAACACUGACUCUGACCAGUGGCACUGGUGAAGAAAUGAAUAUGUGAAGGUCUGAUCUGGGGUCUGUUUGAGUGUUUGAGGAUGAACUGGAGCAACAAGAUUUACUUAAAAAAAAAAAAUAAUGUCACAGAUCAUCCAAAUGACUGAAAACAUCUGUUACCCAAAAGAACAUGAUGAUGUUCAUGAUGUUCUGGUAACUUUUGCAUUUGUAGCUGUGUUGAUUCUUCUGCUUCUCUUUUGAAAAAUAUUAUUGGUAAUGACCAUAAUGAAUGUUGAUCUGCAUUUACAUGUAUCAUGCAAUGAAUCGAGACCAAAGUGGGAGCUUCUAUCCUGGUAAAAAGCCAAACAUCCAGCUGUUUGUUCUUUCUAUCCAGUCACUAGUAAUGUGUUAGUGUGAGCCAGGUUUUUGAAUCUAGUACAUGUCUCAAAGAAGCCUCAUUUCUGAGCCUGUGUCGAUGACAAACGAGUCUCAUUUUGCAUUUUGACUAAUUUAAUUAUUCAAUAAAAACUUUCUACGUUAAUACAGCA
Molecule: messenger RNA, 3345 nt
Organism: Betta splendens (Siamese fighting fish)
Lineage: Eukaryota; Metazoa; Chordata; Actinopteri; Anabantiformes; Osphronemidae
Product: selection and upkeep of intraepithelial T-cells protein 5-like
Exons: 20
Coding region: 52-2328 (758 amino acids)
Source: RefSeq, a predicted model, not a curated record